Messenger RNA from Nannizzia gypsea CBS 118893, 1242 nucleotides. RefSeq lists its product as hypothetical. Gene Ontology annotation, biological process: transsulfuration. Gene Ontology annotation, cellular component: cytoplasm. The record is from RefSeq and is a predicted model, not a curated record. Gene Ontology annotation, molecular function: pyridoxal phosphate binding; carbon-sulfur lyase activity. The coding region runs from base 1 to 1242 and encodes 413 amino acids. The transcript has 2 exons. Lineage: Eukaryota; Fungi; Ascomycota; Eurotiomycetes; Onygenales; Arthrodermataceae.
AUGGCCGAGCAAGUUGAAAAGAGCUUCGCCAACAUGGCCCUGAAGGACAGAGGCCCGUCGACGGUUGCUCUCCAUGCGGACGACGUUAUGAACAGUGUCACAGAUGUGUCUCCUCCAAUUCACCUGUCGACGACCUUUAGAUACACCGAGAACCCAGAUGAUCUGGUUCCUGAGCACGAAACCCAACCUGAUAGUGAAGGGAUAAAUAACUUUGUCUACUCCCGCUGCGGUGCACCAAGCAGCACCCGCUUUGAGACCAUUCUCUCACAACUUCUCAAUGGACACUGCCUAUCGUAUUCGUCCGGUCUCUCGGCUCUCCAUGCUGCCCUUGUCUUCUUUAACCCCCGCCAAAUCGCUGUCGGACAUGGAUACCAUGGCAGCCACGGCGUCAUAAACAUCAUCUCUCGUCUCACGGGCAUGAAGAAGAUAGAUCUUGACUGCCCUGCCGAGCAACUGGAGAAAGGCGAUUUAAUCCUUCUGGAGACACCGGUAAACCCACAUGGAACAUCCUUCAGCAUAGAAAGUUAUGCCCAAAAGGCUCGUUCCCGAGGAGCAUACAUUCUCGUCGACAGCACCUUUGGACCCCCUGGUCUUCAGGAUCCGUUCAAAUGGGGUGCAGACAUGAUCAUGCAUUCAGGAACCAAGUAUCUCGGAGGCCACAGCGACAUGCUCUGCGGUGUCCUAGCUACCCAACGAAAGGACUGGUAUUCAUCUCUUGCCGACGAUCGACAAUUCAUCGGCAGUGUCAUGGGUAGUCUGGAGUCAUGGCUUGGUACCCGAAGUCUGCGAACAUUGGAGAUUCGAGUGCAGCGUUUGAGCCAGAAUGCCACUAACCUCGUGGCUUGGCUUGACGCAGCGCUCAACAAGGGUAAAGACGGAGCUCCCGAGUCAACCGUCGCCGUCACAGACGAAGAAGCCAGUCUCGUCCAGAAGAUGGUUGCCAAAAUCAAUCAUUCUAGUUUGCAGAGGGAGGAUAAGGAGUGGCUUUCAAAGCAGAUGCCUAAUGGAUAUGGCCCUGUUUUCUCCAUAAUGAUGAAGGAGGAGAGGGUUGCUCGUGCUCUGCCAUCGAAGCUGCACUUUUUCCACCAUGCCACCAGUCUCGGUGGUGUAGAGUCGCUCAUUGAAUGGCGUGCUAUGAGUGAUGCUACUGUUGAAAGGGAGUUGCUGAGAGUUAGCGUUGGCUUGGAGAACUGGCAGGAUUUGAAAGACGAUAUCGUUGCUGGGCUAAAGAGCUUUGCUUGA